AACCGUUGCGAUUCUCGUGACUAAACUCGUGACUGAGAUCCAAAGAUCCCCCGAACGAUGGAGGCACAAAGAUACCCACCACUCCUUCUCAUCAUCCACACAAAACAUAGGAAAGGUACAAGAACAUUGUAUUGUAUUGAUUGAUUGAUUUGAUUUGAUUUGAUUUGAUUUGAUCAUGGCAUUAUCAUUUCCGAGACUGUUGCAGUCCUCUCGUCGCAUCCUCCCGACUGCUCGUCGCGGCUUGGCAUCCUCGACGAUUGAGCGGCUGGGUACCGAUGGACCUCUCAUGUCCAAGGCGGUCAUUCACAACGAUAUUGUGUACUUGAGUGGAUUGAUUGAUUUGAGUGGAACCAGUGAUACCGUCACGGGACAAACCCAAACUGUUUUGAACGAAGUAGAUGACUUGUUGGCCAAGGCGGGAACCCACAAGUCCAAUGUCCUGUCGGCAUCCAUUUGGUUGAAAGAUAUUGAACGGGAUUUCAAAGACAUGAAUGCCGUAUGGGUCGACUGGAUGGAUCCCGAUAACAAACCCGUACGAGCCACCGUACAGUCUCCCAUGGCAUUUCCACACCUUCUCGUGGAAAUACAAGUCACUGCGGCAAAGUAGAAUCAAAACGAACAAAAAACAAUCACUAGUCUGCCUAGUAGUUCAACCAAAUACCAUUGGUUCAGAUGGUGUAUUUCUGUAGUAAAUCAUCUUUAUCAUAUUCU
This is a messenger RNA of Seminavis robusta, 711 nucleotides long. NCBI's taxonomy places the organism in Eukaryota, Bacillariophyta, Bacillariophyceae, Naviculales, Naviculaceae. The record is from the annotation of a GenBank genome assembly.